AUGACUUCAAAUGACUCUCGCGAACUUGUAUUUAUCCAGGCUGGGCCAGCGUCAAAUUGGAUUGGUGCGCACUUCUGGAAUUUGCAGGAAUCGAUUGUCCUUCAAAAUCCGAGUGAUUCAGUCUUCAAUGCUCCCUCUCUUUUUCGUUUAAAAGAAAAGAGUGGCCUAGCUAAUGCCAUGCCACGUCUAAUCGCCAUUGAUACUCUUGGAAGUAUUCGUAGUCCCCAUGUAGAAACAGCCUCUUCCAUGCCUAAUUCUGUCACUGUUGCUUGGGGUGGUGAUGUUCAGACUAUUGUGCAGGAUGCUAAGCCACAAUCUCACUCAAAUGGGCAUGAUCAUGCCCCAGUAGUAAAUGGGGAUUCUGAGCUUCGUUACUGGACUGAUUGCUUACUCCCUUCUGUAAAACGUAGAUGGAAAGGUGAGGAGUCUGUUUCUGUCAUUAGAGACUUUCUCGAUGCAUCAUUUCCUGGAGAUCUUUUCGCCUCACCAACGAAUUCCCAAAACAAUUCGCAAGAGCAUAUUCAAGAUAGCGACUCUCCUUCUACCUUAUCGUUGUUCGCUCAAGGCACAGACCUCUAUAGACCCGGUGGGGAGGAAUUCGAGAAAUUUGAAGAUUAUUUCCAUCAUUUAGUUGAGGAAUGCGACCGUCCGAGUGGAUUUUCCCUUUUAAUCGAUUCCGAUUCAGGUUUCUCUGGUGUCGGCUUGAGGUUGGGUGAGUAUCUGAGUGAAGAGUUUGCUAAGAGUCCUCUUUUCACAUCUGCCGUCGCGUCAUCCCCUCUUCAAAAUCAUCGGCGCUGGUCUAUCGUAUGUCUUAACCGAAUUGCUCUCUAUUCGGCCAUGGAAAUGGCCUCCAGCUGGUCCUCUUGUUCUGCUUGGUGCCCGCUGAUGGAUGUUGGGGAUGUCUGUUCGACAACCAGCCGACUAGCUGCUGGAUUAACUACUCUACUCACGCCUAUGCUUCUCAAGUCUUCCCAUGUCUACUCCGCUGAUUUACAUGAAUUUGUUAAAUCUCUCACACCGACUAGGAAAAAGAUGAUGUCUUUCUCUCUUGUCAACGAGCGCCUUUCUUCAGAAUUUAAUUCCAAACCCAAAUGGACACAUGCGAACACUUUCAGUAUAUGUCAGAAGACAUCUCCGGAAUUACCUUCCACUUAUCCUCUUUCGUUAGCCUGUCAGUUCUCAACUCGUGGUUACAAACUGGAAGAUGGACAGUUUAUUUCCUGCCUUCCACAUUCUGGUGGUGUAGCGUGUUCAAUAGAACAGGGUCUUCAACCACGGUUAUCAUGCUGCCUUCCCACAGAUGUCUUAAAUGCACCCCAUUCCAGUAGUGCCGCGAUUACAUCAUCAUGUAGCCAAUCCCGCUCGCGUGCGCAUGUCCUUCUCGAGGCUGUCAGUCAUUGGACAGAGGAAAGCCAAUGGCUAGCUCGUGGGCUGAAGCAGAAUAUGGAUAGUGCCUUCCUCAAGUUUCAUAAUACCUGUAUUGAAAAAGAUGAGUUAAAACAAAUUCAAGAAUGUGCUGUGGAUAGGCUCGUUGAGGCGUACGCUUCAAUGGAUGGUUGA
This is a messenger RNA of Rodentolepis nana, 1560 nucleotides long. The record is from the annotation of a GenBank genome assembly. Lineage: Eukaryota; Metazoa; Platyhelminthes; Cestoda; Cyclophyllidea; Hymenolepididae.